Messenger RNA from Porites lobata, 9295 nucleotides. The record is from the annotation of a GenBank genome assembly. NCBI's taxonomy places the organism in Eukaryota, Metazoa, Cnidaria, Anthozoa, Scleractinia, Poritidae.
AUGAAAGUCAGGUCCUCCAGGUUGAAUGUAGCAUGGAAUGCUCUCUGCACUGGUGAACAAGAGCAAAGUCACUCAGUAGGUACUGAUAUAGUUCAUGGUAGAUGGUAUUUAUUAUAGAAUUGCAUAAUUGAGUAAAAUCACGCAUUCUGAUUGGUUAACGAAGAGAGGUAUUCAGUGUGGAAUUGCGAGUUGAAAACGAGGCUAAGGGAUGUUUUUUCGCAUCUACGUAACAACUAUCGUCAAAUUGUAACACAACAACUGCAAAAAAGGUUUUCUACAAUGUCAUUUUAAAAUGUUUUCAAAAUCAUUGUCACCUUUUGUAUAUCCUUUCUUAACAUACUGUAAUGUCGCCUGGUCCUCCACCUACUGUUCCAGCCUAAACUGUAUUUACCUUUUGCAAAAGCGUCUAGUGCGGCUCAUAACAAAAGCUCACUAUCUAGCAAAUACCGCCCCUUUGUUUAGCCGGCUUAAAGUCCUUGACAUAUUUAGUAUUAAUUUAUUUUCUGUCACUACUUUUAUGUAUUGUUAUCACCAUAAUCUUUUGCCUAGUAGCUUUCGUGACUUGUUCUUAAGUAGUAAUCUGAAGUCCAUCAAUACCAAAAUUCGACUGGCCUCUCAGUAUAGACCUCAUUUUUGUAGAUCAAAUAUAAAGCAAUUCAGCAUCCUUUACCGAGGACCUAAAAUCUGGAAUUCGUUGCCUGUUUCACUAAUUAGCUCUCCUUCUAUAUUUGUUGUUACAAAAAAUUUAAAGAAUUAUCUCACUGAUAGCCGAUCUGUCGCUUAAUUUUCUGAUCUUGCUCACUCUGCACUCAGCCAUGAAUUUAGUUCUCUAGGUAGUUGAAGGAAGCCUAUUAAUAUAAGCUUCAAGCUUCGUUAGACUUCCUUGUCACAUUAAUUUUAUAAUUUAAUUAACACCUUUUGUUUAUGUUGUAUAAGGUUUUGUGAGUGACUAAAUAAAUAAAUAGUUAAAAACAAACAAAAGCAUUUUUUAAAGUGAUCCAAAGGUUCUUCCUUGUUUUGAACUAAACUACAAAUUCUUGGAGAGGUAUAAAAAACCCCUUUCGCUAGCGACAAUGAGAAAACAAGAAAAUCCUGUCAACACAGCCCAGAAAAUAACAAGCCAAAUUCAAACAAACAAACCGGAGAAGCGACAAUGGAGGAAGUGCCAGGGUCAAUUGUCACAUAUACAGAAGAAGAAAUAAAUACCUUCAAAGAUCACAUUGUCCCUGAAAACACGAAAAAGAGUACGCCACUUGCAUUCAUCCUGAGUCGUGGUACUUAGAAAAGUACAAAACAGAGCUGAACUUGAACAGCAUUUUUAAAACAUUUCAUGGUACUUACCUUAUAUCAAUCGCAACGUUAAACUUUCAGUGCUUUGCCGUGGACACUUCAUUUCUUUCAGUUUUGCUACCGAAGAGGUAAAAGGUGUAAAUUAUUUUCCUUCGCGAGCAAAUGACCAAUUUGAAAAAGGAUUAUAGAUAACCGGCUUGUAAAUUCAGUGAAAUACCUCUAUUUAUCCUUACAAUUAGUGUGAAGCUUGUUCAUGUGUAAAAAAGUUUGAAAACAAAUGUAAAAACAAGCACAAGGUACAAAAAAAGUUGUCAAAGGUUCAAACGUGUAUGACUGACCUUGCUUCCUAUUCGCUAAUGCAAUGAUAGGUUUGACAUUUGACUUUGAAAUGGCUUUCUGGGGCGCGUGCUCAGGAUAAAAACAAACAAUAUUAUUGGUGUUUUCUUUUUUUUUCUGAUUUUUAUUUGAUUAUGCGAUUCAAGGAAAAUCCAUUACCUGACUCGUGAAUUCCACGUUAAAUUGCACUUGAAAACCGAUAUCGGUUUUCGUGUGCAAUUUAACGUGGAAUUCCCUCGUCAGGUAAUGAAUUUUCCUAUAAAACUUACUAAUAUACGUGGAAAAAUUUCUUGAAUCAGAUUGGCUUAGAGCAGUGCAGUUUUUAGUAAACACAGUACAAAAACAAGGAAACAUAAUGCAAAAAUAAGGAAAUAAAGUGCGAAUUUCUCAGAGAAUGAAAACCUGUGAUUGGCUAAUAAACAAUCAGUGUUCUCCAGAAGCGCGGGCAACUGGCAGUUUCACUGGGAACUCUUUUCCAAAGUGCCAGCUACUCUUAUGAGUCAAAACAUAAAAAAAAAACUGUCUGUAACUUUUAUCUUCAAUUUUUCGUAAGUUCCAUUUUUUUCCGCGAAGGAUAAAACGGCACCCAAAUCAAAUCGUGUUAAUUCAUUUCUUAGAAUACUAGAACAUGCAAUUUCAUCGGGAAAAUAACAAACAAACGAAAAAGCCACAAGGGCUUGUUUGAAAGUUUAUCGAAAAACACAUGAAAAUACAUGGAACUAAAGUGCCUUGAACAGCUACAAAAGAAGACAGUAACUGUUGUUGUUUAUUCAUGGUUGCGAAGCCACUCGCUGAGGCACUUGCCGAUAGAUAGCUGCGGCUUGUUUAUCUGACAUGAAGAAUAUAAAUCACAAGCAACUAGAAUACAUGCUAUGCAGCCAUUCACUACAGCAAUCGAGGCGUCAGUAAAGCUUCUUUUCUUGUUCAGCAAAACCAGCUUGUGGCUUCAAACAACGUCAUAACAAGCGACCAAGGUAAUAGUUUUUCUCCGUUGUUCUUACUUUUGUAACUGCUCCAAAAAUCCAAAUUCACAGUAAUUUUGAUGGCUGUUAAGAAUUAUUUUUCUUCACAUUAUCUGCCAGGUUUUUUUAGCUGUCCCGCUGUGUAAAAUCCUAGAAUCUCGAUGAGUUUUUAAAAGUGUUCAUCUUUACAACGUUUUGAUUUUUCAUUCAUCCAGUCCAGGAGAGUCGGUUCAUGCGUUGACAGUUCUGAUAGACAUGUGACAUGUGAAUAGCAGAACUCCCUUGUCUUUUCUGGUUUGUCCUAACAAGAUUCAAAGGGAUUUUGUGGGCGUUUUUAAUAAAAUAAUUAUUCCACUUGCGCUUGUUGGAUGAGAUGAUUAUUGCCAACUCGGCGCUAUGCGUCUCGUUGGCUAUUUUCCAUCUCAUAUCCAACGUGCCCUCUUGGAAUAAUUGUUAAUUAUAAAAUAACUAAGAUAGUACGUGCAUUCUGAUUGGUUAAAAACCAAUAGUUUAUUGUGCCGGUAAAAUCAUAGAAAACUGAAACAUGCUUUAAAGUUAUUUUAUAAAAGUAAAAGACCACAUUUUCUAAAGGUUUGCUGGUGUGAUAACCCACUUGGGAUGUUGGGAGAAGACUGGAAAAGCUUGUAAACCACCAGCUUAACUUCUCAGAUCUCUGGGCCUCAUGCCCCCAAACCCCCCCUUAGAUACGGUACUCUCGCUUUACCAGCACUUGGUGUCAGGCACCAGUUACUUUACAUCGGGAGCUGGCUACUCUAAAACUUCUGGAGAACACUGAACAAUAGAAAUAUAUAAGAACCAAUGAGCCUCAGGUGUCACAAUCUGCUUGCUUAUCUUCUUAGCCAUGGAAGAACAUGAAAGUCAGGUCCUCCAGGUUGAAUGUAGCAGAAAAUGCUCUCUGCUUGGUGAACAAGAGCAAAGUCAAUCAGCAGGUACUGAUAUAGUUCAUGGUAGAUGGUAUUUAUUAUAAAACUUAAUAAUAUACAUGGAAAAAUUUCUUGAAUGAGAUUGGCUUAGAGCAGUGCAGUUUUUAGUAAACACAGUAAAAAAAACAAGGAAAAAUAAUGAAAAAAUAAGGAAAUAAAGCCAAAUUUCUCAGAGAAUGAAAACCUGUGAACAAUCAGUGUUCUCCAGAAGCGCAGGCGACUGGUGGUUUCGCUGGCUACUCUUAUGACUCAAAACAGUAAAAAAAACUGUCUGUACCUUUUAUCUUGAAUUUUUCAGAAGGUCCUAAAAGAAACAAAAACAAUAGCUUGUCGUACAAAAAGCUCUUUGGUGUAUGACAAUUUGCCUUUUGCUAAUGGUAUUAUCGAUAUAUUUACUGAAUGAUUUUUGAUGAGACAUUGCCAGAUAAUAUUUUUUAAUUAUAAAAUAACUAAGAUAGUACAUGCAUUCUGAUUGGUUAAAAACCAAUAUUUUAUUGUGCUGGUAAUCUCAUAGUAAACUGAAACAUGCUUUAAAGUUAUUUUAUAAAAGUAAAAGACCACAUUUUCUAUGGAUUUACCAGCUUGAUAACUCACUUGGUUCUUGGGAGAACUCUGGAAAAGCUUGUAAAUAAGGAGCAAAACUUCUCAGAUCUCUGGGCUUAAUGCCCCUAAACCCCUCCCUUAGAUACAGUACUCUCGCUUUAUCAGUUCUUGGUGUCAGGCACCAGUUUCUUUGCUUUGGGAGCUGGCUACUCUAAAACUUCUGGAUAAUGUAUCGGUCAAAUCGAAGCUUCAACAUGCCCCCCCCGGGCAACCCCCCAGGCAUUUGACUUUUUUGAAAAUUAUUGUUCAAAAAUUCCCCCCGACCCGGGCCCAAAAUGCUGUUCAAAUGCCCCACACUAGGGUCCAUUCAGGUGAUCAAAUGCCCCCAUCCUGGGGACAUUUCACAGGCACAAAAAUGACAGAAGGACGGCGGAAACGCCUUCAGUUGUCGAACAAAAUCUUUAUAAAUAUAACAAAAACACUGUUAGCGUAUUUACUACGAACAAAAAACUCGUGCAAAGCGGCAGAAAUCGCUGCUACAAGGUCACUGAAUGCUCAGCUUUUCUUCAUCAUGCAACAUCCAAAGGGUUCUAUAAAAAAAGAUCCCACCUAUUGAGAUUACUACAUCAUGACCAUUUCACUGACAUGCAUCAUCGCUCACCGUAUAAAUUAACAUACUUGCAGUAGGUCAAAGUAGUUGACGUGAGCUUUUUAUUUUAUUUUAUUCUAUUUUAUGUUGUAGUAUUGAAUCGCUGGCAUAGGUAUUGUAUUUCAUUGUAAACACAACAAUAACAUACAUUCAUACAUUCAAAGCCUGAAUCCAGUAUUAAAAAUUUUAAAAUUUAAAUACUUCAAAAACGGCACAAAGCUUGUUUAAGCCCUUUCCUUGUAACCAAUUGGCCACAAAGGCACAAUCUUUUCCUCGAAAAUCCUCUAACACCGCGUCCCCCAUGAUAGCUCGUCACGCCAAAGAUUUUACAUGAAAUCGAGGGUGCAGUUCAAAUUCCCCACCCCUAAAGCCUGGGGAUCAAAUUCCCCACCCCCUGGAAGACUCUGAUAAUCAAAUUCCCUCCUCCCUGGGACGGAAAAGGUGUCAAAUGCCCGGGGUAUGCCCGGGGGGCAUGUUGAAGCUUCGAUUUGACCGAUACAUAACACUGAACAAUAGAAAUAUAUAAGAACCAAUCAGCCUCAGGUGUCACAAUCUGCUUGCCCAACUUAUUAAGAUUAUAUCUUAUCUUCUUAGCCAUAGAAGAACAUGAAAGUGAAGUCCUCCAACUUGAAUGUAGCAUGGAAAGCUCUCUGCCAGGUGAACAAGAGCAAAGUCAUUCAGGUAUACAUGAAAAAAUUUCUCUGUGAAUUUGAUUGGCGUAGAGCAGUGUACUUUUUAGUAAACACAAUGCAAAAACAAGGAAACAUAAUGCAAAAAGAAAGAAAUAUAAUGCAAAUUUAUCAGAGAAUGAAAAACUGUGAUUGGGCCAAUAAACAAUAGAAAUUUAUCAGAACUAAUUAAGUGCCACAAUUUGCUGGUGGGAAGCAUGUAUUCUUUUAAAACUUCCCCCUUAUUGGUGUAAUUAAUUAUGCUCUGUUGUCUUACCUAAGUAAUCUUUCCUUUUUCUUGUAACACUUUUUUUCUCAAUAUUUUAUUUUAUGAAUUUACCUGAUUAUUUUUAUUUAUUUAUUCAUUGUGGGUUGUUUUUGUUUUCAUUUUUGUAACCAAGAUUUUGAAAUUAAUAAAGGUGUGGGUGGGCGUGUGUGUGUAACAAAUAAGAAUGUUAAAACUUUCAUAUAUAUAUUUUUUACAUGGACUCAAAAGAGUAUGGGGCGCCGUUUGUAAAAAAAAAUGAUUUAGCUUAAUUUUGUCAUUUUUUUCGUUAUUUAUUAAAUAAAGUUUUCUGAUAUGAUAUCAUACGUCAAUGAUUUGAUAUAAUAAAUGUUGAUUUCAAAUCAUGCGUUUAUGAUUUGAUAUAAUAAAUUAUUAUUUAAAAUCAUGCGUUUAUGAUUUGAUAUAAUAAAUUAUUUUUUCAAAUCCUGCCUUUAUGAUUUGAUAUAAUAAAUCCUGAUUUCAAAUCAUUCGUUUAUGAUUUGAUAUAAUAAAUCCUGAUUUCAAAUCAUAAGUUUAUGAUUUCAUAUACUAAGUUCUGAUUUUAAAUCAUAAGUUUAUGAUUUGAUAUAAUAAAUCCUGAUUUCAAAUCAUAAGUAUUAUGAUUUCAUAUAAUAAAAAUCAUUAUUUGAUAUCAGUAAAACCAUGAUUUAAUUUAAUAAGUAAUAAGUAACCGCGUGACUUGGCACGUGGGUUACUACCGCGGGAAUAAUCGCAAAAAAGGGCGACACAACCAGAUCAGGUCAAUCGCUUCUGCGGUCUCUAGAGCCGUAGAAAGGGCGGUUGACCAAGCUUUGGCAUCCCUUCCGAACAUAUAUAUGCUACUGCGAUUUGUCGCCAAACCAGAGUCUCAAUGUUACGCCUGUACAAUGAUUUUUGUUCGCCAAGGACGCUUGGACCGAUGUCACUAACUAAUAAUUUCUCCUCCCGGUGUUGAGGUGUAAAUAGCCCUUUGUUUGUCUCGAUCUCUUGUUCUAUGACGAACUGUCUUGUCGCCUCACUUUGUGAAAUAGAAACAAUCAUUAGCUGUAUGUUAUUUUAGUAUGGCUACUAAAAGGACAUAACAAAGGAAGCAAACACAUCUAAAAGUAAGCCGCGCGUGUCACGCAAUGCGCCAGACAAACGAAAGGUCCAAAAGUCCUCUUUCCCUCGUAAAUAUGGUCAUAGCUUUCAGCAGUGAUACAUCCUCGGGAGGGGUAUGUGCCGCCUGGGACUCCAAAUAGGCAACCCGUUCUAAAAAAAAAAUAUCCCUAAAAUUGAUACCCCGUUCUAGAUAUGGGCCAAUUUUUUUAUAUCCCGUUCUAGAAUUCGCCUUAAAACUGAUACCCCGUUCUAGAAAUGGGCCGACUUUUUAUACUCCGUUCUAGAAAGUUCGUAAAUUGAAAUAGCCCUGUUUUUUUUAAAAGAUAUUUCUUUAUUUGUUCGACUUAUACAUCAAAUAGAUGCUUCUUCAUAAUCAGCAACAAUUUUGAGCAGAAGAUAAAGCCAUGAUCCACAAUUUUUUAAUACCCCGUUCUAGAAAACGCCUCUGAAAUGGAUACCCCGUUCUAAAUCAGGAGCUUCAAAAUCACGACCCCGUUGGGCGGCACAUAUACCCGUACAGGUAAUGUAUGAGAGUACCCCCGAUACAUCAAUGUUACAUACGUCUUGUGUCGCAGCAGCAAAACCUGAAUUGCCAGGAAGGCUCGGAAGGGAUGCCAAAGCUUGGUCAACUGCCCUUUCUACGGCUCUAGAGACCCUAGAAGCGAUUGACCUCGAUAGCUGAUCUGGUUGUGUCGCCAUCUUUGCGAUUAUUCCCGCGGUAGUAACCCACGUGCCAAGUCACGCGGUUACUUAUUACUUAUUAAAUUAAAUCAUGGUUUUACUGAUAUCAAAUAAUGAUUUUUAUUAUAUGAAAUCAUAAUACUUAUGAUUUGAAAUCAGGAUUUAUUAUAUCAAAUCAUAAACUUAUGAUUUAAAAUCAGAACUUAGUAUAUGAAAUCAUAAACUUAUGAUUUGAAAUCAGGAUUUAUUAUAUCAAAUCAUAAACGAAUGAUUUGAAAUCAGGAUUUAUUAUAUCAAAUCAUAAAGGCAGGAUUUGAAAAAAUAAUUUAUUAUAUCAAAUCAUAAACGCAUGAUUUUAAAUAAUAAUUUAUUAUAUCAAAUCAUAAACGCAUGAUUUGAAAUCAACAUUUAUUAUAUCAAAUCAUUGACGUAUGAUAUCAUAUCAGAAAACUUUAUUUAAUAAAUAACGAAAAAAAUGACAAAAUUAAGCUAAAUCAUUUUUUUUACAAACGGCGCCCCAUAAAAGAGCAGCUAUAUAAUCAGUGAUUUUGUUACCUCUGCAUUCUAUCUAUGUUCCUGACACAAAAAAAUCGCCAAAGACAUAAAAUAAUUCAUGGAUAUAUCGAUCUGAACGUGUGUAUUUGUAGAAAUAUCCCGUACGUGUAAUUUCUGUGGCAGUUAUGGUUGUUGUUUAGUGAUGCAUAUUUGUUUUAGCCUUUGUUGACUUCUGCUUUAAAAUAGAAGAACUAUAUUUCAAUUUCAGUAUACUAUAAUACAGAGUUUUGGAGUGUGUCUUCAGAUUAACUGUCUGUGGCUGGUACAUAAAGGCCCAAACAUUUUCCAUUUUGGACUCAUUUUUUUAACUGGGACUCAUUGGUUCUGGACUGGGACUAAUGAUUUCUCACAAGAUGAGUCCCAGAAUUCAUCAUAUUUAUUUGUAACAAAAACACUGUAUAAUUCAUUGAUUAGACCUUUUGUCAUGUAAUUCAAGUGUUGUUGUUGUGGUAAACAUGACAAGUCAUCAUGUCUGUACUUAAUUCUCCAUGACUGGAUUGUAGGAUUUUUGUUCUGUUUGUAUUUGAUCGUGCAUUAUUAUUGUGGGAAAACUUACCUUAGGGUUGCAUUACUUUGACUAGGACAAAGUUAAAAUACAUUGAAUUCUCAUAGAGAUAAUUAUUUUUUUGGAUUAUAAUAAUGAGUUCAUUGGUUGGGUCACUCCCAUUAUAUUUGAUGACUGGUUUAUGAAAUAUCAGCACUUAGAAAAUGAUUGUCAAGGUUGUUGUAUUAUCCGAAUUUUCAAAAGUAGAAAUAUUGUGUAUUUUCUAUUUGAAAUCAGGUUUUGAGAACACUUCCACAGAUACAGCUUUAUAAUAGUAAUUCUUGUACAGUUAUACAAGCUUGCAGUACUAGGGUGCGAAGAAAAGGAGGUCAGUUUUGUGCUUGUCCUUCGGGAAGGCUGUAGCUUGCAUCUGUUAGCCCAAGAAUCACAACUCUAUUAUCCCUCAGGCAAGAUAAAAAAUAGAAUCCACUAGCCCCAUAGCUUAUAUGAAUUGUGUAGUUGGUUAAUACAAAUAAUUCAUUUACUAGGAGAAGAGUUGGAGCAACACACUCCUGCAGUAGAAAAUGGCCCAAUUGAGGGAGCAAGCAAUGUGCAGGAAACACAGCAACCUCUUCCAGAAGUAAAUAAUAGUAGCCACUUAGAAGAUGACCGCCUAAUUGCUAGAGCAAGGGCAGUUGGUGUGGACUAUGAGUUUCCAAAGCCUGGUGAAGUGGAAACGGAGGAUGAUAGAAGAAAAGAUUUUAUUUACUUGAAUCCAGUCCAUUCCUUUUUCUCUCCAACAACAAUGAUAUAUUAA